CAAUACUAUAAUUAUAAUAACUGUAAUAAUAACACAUAUCAUAUGAAUGGCUCAACCGCUCGACAUCUCUCGCCGUAACCCACAAGAAGAGUAUGAUUUGAUCCAAAGAGUGGGUUCCGGCACUUAUGGCGACGUCUAUAAGGCCAAACGGGUCAUGUCUGGAGAGAUGGCGGCCAUAAAGAUCAUAAAGUUAGAGCCGGGGGACGACUUCACGAUCAUUCAGCAGGAGAUACUGAUGAUGAAGGGCUGUCGGCACCCAAAUGUGGUGGCAUUCUUCGGCUCAUACCUCCGGAGGGAUAAGCUCUGGAUUUGUAUGGAGUUCUGU
Oppiella nova is the source of this 325-nucleotide messenger RNA. Lineage: Eukaryota; Metazoa; Arthropoda; Arachnida; Sarcoptiformes; Oppiidae. The record is from the annotation of a GenBank genome assembly.